UUUUUUUACCACUUUGCCUUCACGCCUAUCACUACCGCUUCAACGGUCAGUACAGCAGCCUGGCGCUGGUCACAUCCUGGCUCUUCAUCCAGCACUCUAUGAUCUACUUUUUUCACCACUACGAGCUUCCUGCCAUCCUGCAGCAGAUCCGGAUCCAGGAGAUGCUUCUGCAGAACCAGCAGGCGGGUCAGCAACAGGCGGGUCAGCCAGCAGGUCAGCAGGCGGGUCAGCCAGCAGGUCAGCCAGAGGGUCAGCCAGCAGGUCAGCCAGAGGGUCAGCCGGCCAACAACCAGGCACAGGCGCUGCAGGACAACCUCAACAACAACGCUGCCACUACAGCCGCUGGGACAGAACCAGAACAGGAAAACACUGACCCACUCGCCACCCCGCAAACACCACACAGCGAGCCAAACGCCACCAUGCCUACAGGAGCGGGAGAGGUGAGGGCAGAGCUGAACUGGGUCUCUCAGACAGCGGCCAUCUUUACCGAAGCUCUGAGCGCCGCCGGAGAUGCAGCGGGCGCCAGCGUGGUGGCAGAGGUCUGGGUGGACGGAAGAGAAACGGGAGGAGACAGAAGAGGAGAAAGAGGAGGAGGAGGAGAAGAAAAAGACAGACAGAGCGAAACGGUAGAAGAAAGGGGAGAAAAAGGAGCAGGAAUGGAAGAUUUGAAUGUUGUUUCAGUAGAAAUUAAAGCCACAGGAGGAGAUCCUCCAAUCAGAGGGCAGGAGGGGUCAGAGGGGGCGGGGCCCCGCCCAAACACAGACUGCCCCCCCCCACAGAGCUGCACAGGUACAGACUGCAGAGCGCCACAGCGGCCGCAGACGCCGUCCUGAGAGUCUGACACGCUGCUCAGUCUGUCAGCUGAUCAGGGCUCUGGUCUGUGAUUGGACCAUCACUGAACAAACACACUUCUUAUUUUAAACGAAAACUAAAUUAAUUAGUUCAGUUUGUUCCAACCGCAGGGUCCGCAAGAUUGUUCUCUGGAUGAAUGGAUGAGUAGUUCGGUCUCUUACAUGUGGAUCAGUGUUCCCCAAGACGAUGUCCUCACAUGUCUUGUUUUGUCCACAACUCAAAGAUCUUCAGUUUCCUGUCAGCUGUUUAUAUACAAAAUAAUCUGCCUAAUCUGGGUGUGCUGAUCAAAUCUUAAAUUAAUGAUAAACCGUAUGAUGCACGGAUUCCUCUGGGCCAGUAGCGAUGUUUGGUGGUUGUUUCCUGUCAAAGGGAACCAAUCAGUUUGAAGUCUGAACUCCGCUCUGGUCUGGAUUUUGAUCCGUUUUAGAUCCUUGAAUGUGCAGAUGUUUUCGCUGAUUUAAAACAAAUAUAAUAAAUCUCACAAUGUUGUAACAUCUCCACCCCGAGCAACGCUAAAUUCUGCUAAAUUCUUCAGAUUUUCAUUCAGUUUCACCGUUGAAAACUGUAAAAACAUCCUGAGUUUGUGUGUCGGGAUGCAGCAGUUUGUCUGGGCCGAUCCCGAUAGCCCCUGUCUUGUUAUUGUUGUUGGUUCUGGUUCUAGUUCUGGUUUUGGUUUUCUGACAGGGAAACAAAGACCUCUUCAUGAUAUAUAAAAUACCAAGCAGUUUAAAUUCUUAGAUGUGUUUUGGUCUGUUUUUUGAUCCAUUAGUGAUCAGUAACAGAGCCGCCCUGAUUCUGACAGACUGAAGCCCAAACUGAACUGUGAUGCUUUCUGUUUUCAUCUGCUUUUAUUUUGAAAAGUACAGACUCUUUGGGAACAGGACGUAGUUUUUGAUCGCGGCGGUGGAUCAGAACGGAUGCCUUAUCAAUAAUCCUUCGGACGCUUCGGAGACUCCGGCAGCCGACGGAGGCAGCUGAUUGGUUGUGCAUUAUGACGGCGGCUGUGUCACACCUCAGGCCCCGCCCCCUGCCACAGGGCUCUUAACAUGUCUGCUGGAGGCGGAGCCUGAAGUGUGACACCAGCAUCAGAGACAGGAAGUGAACCAAAGUGAUGGACUGUGGAGGGAUUUGUUUAUUUGACUUCUUGGUGCCUCUCUGCUGGAUGACUGUAGCCUCGUUAGUCCAUCUGAAGCCUGAAACUCAUCAAACUGUAUUUAACUGUCCAGUGAAACCAGUAAAGCAGUGCACAACCACAGCUGUUUGCACACUAA
Molecule: messenger RNA, 2123 nt
Organism: Perca fluviatilis (European perch)
Lineage: Eukaryota; Metazoa; Chordata; Actinopteri; Perciformes; Percidae
Exons: 3
Coding region: 99-833 (244 amino acids)
Source: RefSeq, a predicted model, not a curated record